AGUCAUCCUCCUUAUAUGGGAGCGGCACCGCGCAACUGGCUCGUGUCGCCUUUUCCGCUCUUGUUCCACCUCUCCUGAACCUCCUCUUGUCCCUGCUCUUACCCCUCUUUCCGCCGCCUUCUCUUGUCCCUCACGCGCGCCCCCCACGCGCAGCUGCCGACGCGACGGGUAUGAGCGCGGUGGAGCACGCGCGGGACAACGGCACCAUGGGCGCGCUCACGGCGCCGCUGCGCCGCGCCAACCCCGACGCGACCGCGGACGAAGCGGCUGCGGCGGCGGCGACGGAGGAGGCGGUGGAGCGCGAGAACCACUGGGUGGAAGCGUGGGGGAGCGCGGCGGACGGCACGGCGCUGCUGCGCGUGUACCCCGUGUACAGGGAGGGGCGCGCGCCGCCGGGGGAGGAGAGGGCGAACGUGACGGCUAUGAGAAACGCGUGCCGCGGAUACAUGUCCGCGCUUGUAGAUUUCACGUCGCUUGUAUCGGUGCGGAUCUUAGAGGGAGGAAGCGGGAAGAGGGGAGGGAUAGGGAAGACUAUGGAAAAUCUGGAAGGGAGGAAGGGCGGGAUAGGGAAGGAAGAAUCCAUGCACAACGGCCAUUCGCGCAUGUUCGUGCGCAUCUAUGAUGUCACGCGCACUCGCGGCAGCCCGGGCGCUGCCGACCCGCGCCACUACCAGCGCACCACCAACACCAGCAGCGGGCGCAUCGCCACGGUCGACACCAGCAGCGCCAGCAGCAGCAGCAGCAGCAGCAGCAGCGGUGGCAGCGGUGGCUCGUUCAGCCCCAGCAGCGCGGGCAGUGGGCACAUGGAGGAUCUAGAGGAGCUCAUGUAUGAGCCUGUGGAUCACCGUCUGGGCCCCGGUGAAUCGGACAACUACAAUGUUGUGGCUGCGCUAGAUCUCGGGGACCCGUCCCGGCAGCACGAGAUGCGGUGCAGAUACACGGACUUCUACGUCUUCCCAUUCGCAAGCCUGGGGUGGGCGCUGGUGAUCGUGACGGUGAUGGCCCUGGUGGGGUACAUGUGGUGGGCGGCGGGCGGGCACAUGCAGCGCCUGGAGCGCGACUUCCUGCGCAUGCAGCUGCUCAAGAACAAGAUGAAGGCCGCGCGCAACGUCGCCGAGCGUGCGAGCGUGGCCAAGGGGACCUUCCUCGCGACCAUGUCCCACGAGCUACGCACGCCCAUGAACGGCGUGAUCGGCAUGCUCAACCUGCUGCUGGAGACGCCGCUCAGCAUCACCCAGCUGGAUUAUGUCGAGACGGCGCAUACUAGCGGCCGCGCGCUGCUGGAGCUUAUCAACGACAUCCUCGACCUCUCCAAGAUUGAGGCGAACAAGAUGCCACUGGAGAGCGUGGCCAUGGACGUGCGGGCGCAGGUGGACACGGUGCUCACCAUGUUCGUGGAGCGCUUCCGCGCCAAGCCCCUGCUCGAGGUCGCUGCUUACAUCGACCCCUGGGUGCCGCAAGCCGUGCUCGGGGACUCGCUGCGCUUGCGCCAGGUGUUGGUGAACCUGCUAUCCAACGCGUUCAAGUCUCAAAAGCCCUCACCAUCUCCUUCCCCUUCCCCCCAUCCUCCCCAUCCUCCCCUCCCUCCCUCCCUCCCUGUACCCCCAUCGCGUGCCACGCUACUGCAGGUGCUGGUGAACCUAUCCAACGCGUUCAAGUUCUCAAAACUCCUUCCUCCCUACUCCUUCCCCCCUCCCCCCCCCUCGCCCCCUCCGCCCUCCGCCCAUCGUGCCACGCUACUGCAGGUGCUGGUGAACCUGCUAUCCAACGCGUUCAAGUUCACAGAGAGGGGCCACAUCUUCAUAGCCGUGCGCACCGCCCUGCCCUCCGAGGACCUCAAGCGGAGCUUCCGCACGCGCCACCCCUCGCACUCGCACUCCCACGCGCGCACACACGGACACAGGCAGGGGCAGGGGGACGACGGAGAGGGUGGGAGGGGCGGCGUGAGCAUAGGCGAGAGGGUGGGCGUGACUGGGCGCAGCAGCUGGACGAGCCAGGGGAGCAUGGGCGGUUGCAGCAGCAGAGGGGGUGGGAGCAGGGAGGCGCAGUGGGCGACGCUGAGUGGGUUGGAGGCGGUGCGGAGCUGCAACAGCUGGGACGUGCUGGCAGGCCGGCGCCAGCGGUGGAGGGAGGGAGGGGCGGAGGGGGAGUGCGGGGUGGGUGAGGAGGGGACGGGGGAGGAGCGGCAGGGGGCGAAGGGAGAGGAGGAGGGUGCGGCGAAGGAGUGCGUGAUUGAUGUGGGUGGUGAUGGUGCUGCCGCUGCUGCCACUGCUGGUGCUGCUGCUGGUGGUGGUGGUGGUGCAGGGAGUGGCGAUGGCGAGCCUGUGUUGAGCGGGCCGACUGUGCGACUCGUGAUCACCGUCGAGGACACGGGCGAGGGCAUUCCCAAGGCGGCACAGAAGUCCAUCCUGAAGCCGUUCACGCAGGCGGACGCGAGCACGACGCGCACGCACGGCGGCACGGGCAUCGGGCUGUCCAUCUCGCGGCACCUCGUGGCGCUCAUGGGCGGCAAGCUCGCCUUCUCCUCUCGCCCCGGCGUCGGCACCACUUUCUAUUUCGACAUCCUCGUGCCACUCGCGGUCGAUGACACUCAGCAGCAGCAGCUGCAGCAGCCACAGCAGGGUGGGCAGCCCGUGGGUGUCAUGGGUCCCCCCAUGGGUCCCAUGGGUGCGCAUGGUGCACGGCCUGCUUCUGCUGGUGCGCAGCAUGGGGCGCCAGGAAUGGCAUCACCAUCAUCAUCAUCAGCAGCAGGUGCACAGGAGGCAAUGCUCUCCCUCGCAGCUCAACCGCGGCGCCUUCCACAGCGCCACACCUCCUCCCCGACGCACCACCUCUCUCUUCUCCCCGUGGGAGACGCCCUGGCAUCCCCACGCCUCUUAUCCCCUUGCCCCGCGCGCGUCUCCACCUCUCUGAACACCUCUCCACGCCUGCUGCCCCCCUCGUCUACCUCUCCCUGCAAGCCCUCCAGUGCGCGCCAUAAUCGAAACCCCUCCCUGCAGCUGCUGAAGGCGCCACUGAAGGAGCUGCACGGCAUGCAGGCAGCACAGUUGCGCUUGCUGCAGUCCACGCCCGUGCACAGACUCACCGCGUCGCCCAUACACAUGGUGCCCAUGUCCCCUCUGCCUCUCCUCCAGCACGCCGAGGCUAGCUUGACUCACUUUGACGCUCUGCUGCUUGACGACAAGCCCGUGAGGUUCGGCAUCACGGAGAGCCUGCUCGGCAGGCUCGGUAUCCCGGUUCGGAACACGCCUCUGCCUCGGGACCUCCAGUCUCUGUUCUCGAGUGCGAGCAGCACGCAUGCAGCUGUAUCACAGCUUCAGGGUUUACGGCCGGUGAUAGUGGUGGUGGAAGGGGAGUGGCUGGAGCGACUGAAGGAGGCACGGAAGGCAGGUGAGGAGGGCGGCACGAGCGGGGAUGAGGACUCGGGAGGAAGAGAUUCGCCUUGCACGCCCCGCAUGGGGGUGCCUCUGCAGCAGCAGCGGCAGCGUGAGAGAAGAGAGGGCGGGGGUGGCAGCAGCAGAGGAGUGCUGUCGUGGCAGCAGGUGGCGGCGAGGCUGUUUCACGAGUCAGCUCUCUCCCCUGCUGCUUCCCACGGCACCUACAUGCAGCAGCAGCAGCAGCAGCCCCACCAGCAACAGUCACCGUGGUUCGCGUCAGUGCUUUUGGAAUGUGGUGCGAUGGGGGAGAGCAGCAACGGUGCAGACGGGGGCAGGGCGGGGAGCAGAGCAGCGGCGGCGGAGGAAGGCGGAGCGCCAUUCCACGGCACGGUGUGCAAGCCCGUGCGCUUCUCUGCGCUCUCCGCUUGCCUCUCCCAGCUGCUGCUGGGGGCGACGGCGAACCAGGACAGUGGCGAGGAAGAGGGGGACGAGGCCGCGGAGGAGGAGGGUACGGGGUUUGUGGUGAGCUGGCAAGGGGGUAAAGCAGGGAAUAGUGGCUGUGCUGGUGCUGGUGAUGGUGAUGAUGAUGAUGGUGAUGGAUGCAGCAAGGGGCGGCGAUCUGAGGGUGACUCUGGUGGGGUUCAAGUGAACAGGGAACAGGGCAAGGGUCGGGAAGCAGGGAGUUUGAGGCAGGGGAGUGAAGGAGGCGCGAGUGGGUUGAGUGGCAAGCAGGCAGUGGGAGGCAGUGCGGCGGGCAGGGGCGGUGUGCAGGUGAAGAAGGGGAAGCAGAGCAAGACGGCGCAGCUGCUGUGUGAGAAGCUGGGUGGACGACGCUUCCUCGUGGUGGACGACAACAUGGUGAACCGCAAGGUGAUGUCCAAGAUGCUCGAGCGCUAUGACGUGCACGUGGAGGCUGUGGAUGGGGGCGCCAAGGCCAUCGCUGCCGUUGCGCGCACCGAUGCUGCCGCUACUCCGUACGACUGUGUCUUCAUGGACUUGCAGAUGCCGGGAAUGGAUGGGCUUGAGGCCACAGGGCUCAUACGCAAGUAUGAAGCAGAGCAGCAAGCCAAGGAGGCUAAUCCACAGCAGGACGCAGCAGCCGCAGGCGCAAAGCGGCGGCUGCUGGUGAUCGCAUUGACUGCAGAUGUGGGUGCAGGGACCAAAGAGAAGUGUGUUGGUGCAGGAAUGGAUGGGUACAUGACCAAGCCUAUUGAGGAGGACCAGUUGUCGCGUACUCUAUUGCCAUUCUUUGAUGGUUGA
Closterium sp. Naga37s-1 is the source of this 4637-nucleotide messenger RNA. The record is from the annotation of a GenBank genome assembly. Lineage: Eukaryota; Viridiplantae; Streptophyta; Zygnematophyceae; Desmidiales; Closteriaceae.